AUGGCCCUGAGGGCGCUGCGGGCGCUGCCGCUGCUGCUGGCCGGGCUGGGCGUGGUGUGCGCGGAGGAGAGCGCGGGCCCGGCCGUUCCCGGUCCCAUCCCGGCCGUUCCCGGUUCCAUCCCCGCCGUUCCCGGUGCCAGCCCCGCCGUUCCCGGUUCCCCGCGCCGCCGUUACUCGGAGGCCACGCUGGCCAGCGACUACAGCCGCACCAUGGACCACGUGCUGCGCAGGAACUUCGUGGAGUGGCUGCUGGCCCGGCGCGAGAGGAAAAGGCACGACAGCGCGGAGCUGCUCAGGAGGGAGGCCCAGACCCCAAAAGGGGCCGGGGAGGGGCAGAAAUCCCAUUUGGGAAUUGCGGGAGCCCCAGGGCUCCUGGGAUGGCCUGGGAAAAACCGGGAACAGCAGAGUUUUCCAGCUCUGGAGGGCUCCGAGGGCCUGAGGGAAUUCCUGGAGCAGGAAUUCCUGGCGUGGCUGAUGUCGGGCGAGCUCUGCAGGGCCACGUGA
Molecule: messenger RNA, 504 nt
Organism: Passer montanus (Eurasian tree sparrow)
Lineage: Eukaryota; Metazoa; Chordata; Aves; Passeriformes; Passeridae
Gene: GIP
Product: gastric inhibitory polypeptide
Exons: 4
Coding region: 1-504 (167 amino acids)
Biological process (GO): regulation of fatty acid biosynthetic process; response to starvation; response to glucose
Cellular component (GO): extracellular region
Molecular function (GO): hormone activity; glucagon receptor binding
Source: RefSeq, a predicted model, not a curated record